GGCCGGGGCGGCGGGUUGCAUGAGGCAGUUUCUGCACGGCCGGGUAAAGAAUUGGGACCAGGAGAAGCGGUUCGGCUUCAUCUCCCCGCACGACCGCGGCCAGGGCCAGCAGGACGCCUUCUGCCACGCGGGGGCCCUCUGCAACGAUGACUUCCUCGAGCGAGGGCAGGAGGUGCUCUACAUGGUGCAGUGGGAUGCGGUGAAGAAGAAGUACGCGGCCUUCAACGUGCUCCGCAAGGACGCCAGCCAGUUUGACGGCGUGGCCCAGGCUUCUGGCACCGGCGUCAGGCCCGGGGCUGAGCCCUGGGCAGAUAGUGGCGUUCGUACCACUGGCGGUGCGGAUGGCAGCUGGGGCGGCAACGGCGCAGCCCGCGACCGCGCCGAGGAGAGCAACGGGUUCCGGAGGCAGGCGAGCAGCGGCUGGGGCGCGGACAGCGAGCGGAACGGCAACGACCGCGCCCUCACCUCGGCGCCCUGGAGGGACAAGGCUGGCGCGGCCGACGCCUCGACCGAGGUCGGCCAGGCCAGCCGCGCAGAUGCCCAGCAGAGCUGGGGUGUCUCGGGCGACCAGGCCAGCCGCGCAGAUGUCCAGCAGGGCCGGGGUGCUUCGGGCGACCAGGCCAAGGCAAGCGGAGCGCCUGACGCUCCAGCUCCGCGCGGCACGCUGUCGAAGGCCGAUCCCCCUGCUCCGCCCAGCACGCUAUCGAAGGCCGACCCCCUUGCUCCUCCCAGCACGCUGUCGAAGGCCGAUCUCCCGGCUCCCCCCAGCACGCUGUCGAAGGUCCAGGCCCCGACCCCGCCCAGCACGCUGUCGAAGGCGCAGGCCCCGGCGCUGGUGGCCCCGGCGGUGACGAAGGCGCAGGCCCCGGCGCUCGCCGCGGCGGCGCCCCCGGCGCUCGCCGCUGCGUCGCCGAAGGCCCAGGCCCCUCCGCCCCUGCCGACCCCCGUGGGCCUCCGGCGGGCACCCGUCCCUGCGGAGGGCACGGCGGAGAGCCCGGCGGCCGCAGGCGCCGCGGGCGCCGCGGGCGCCGCGGGCGCGGCCGUCGAGGAGGACCCGCCCGGGCUCAGCGCGCUGCCAGCGGGCGAGGACGCGGAGCGCGGCGGCUGGGGCGCCGGAGGGGGCUGGGGCGCCGAGGAGGGCGCGGGCGCCGAGGAGAGCGCGGGCGGAGGGUGCCAGGGCUGGGGCGCGCAGCAGGGCUGGGGCCCCUCCAAGGGCGACGGCGGCUGGCCCGUGCCGGGCGAGGCGCAGGCCUGGGGCGGCUGGUCGGCAGCCACGGCCAAGGGCAAGGGCAAGGGCAAGGCCAAGGGCAAGGGCAAGGGCAAAGGCCGCGCCUCGCCCUUCUGA
Prorocentrum cordatum is the source of this 1345-nucleotide messenger RNA. Lineage: Eukaryota; Dinophyceae; Prorocentrales; Prorocentraceae. The record is from the annotation of a GenBank genome assembly.